CAAAAAUAAUUUUUUCACCAUCUUAGACACAAUCCCACUUUGAGAGUUGAGAGAAAAAGAAAAAAAAGAAGGAAGAUGGAGUCACAACAUUUUGGGCACUCACAUCCAUUGAUGGUGUCCAAUGAAAUCAAAGAAGCAAAUUGCUCAAGGUGCGGUGAGGUGGUGUCGGCUCCUACCCUUUGUUGUGUUGAAUGUGGAUUUUACCUCCAUAAAAAAUGCGCUGAGGCACCCUCUGAGAUUCAUCAUCCUUUCCAUCCUAAUCAUCCUCUUGUUCUUUUUCCAAAGCCACCAUACAAGCGGGGAGGAUGUCCUUGCGAUUUUUGCGGCCAAAACUGUGAGCUCUUUGUUUAUCAUUGUCCUUGUAAUUUAGACUUUCACAUCAAAUGUGCUUUAUUUUCCCUUAAUAUUGCUGAAAAGAAACUUGGAGAGCUUGAACACGCAGCCAUCAAAGAUCAAUUAAUCUCCACUGAAGGUGGUCAAAAGGAACUUGAAAGGGCCAAGUGUUUUGGGUGUUGGGAGCCAUUAUUAGGAUCUGCAUAUUUUUCUCUUGAUUCUGGGUUUCACCUACAUAAGAAAUGUGCUGAGCUUCCUCAUGAAAUCAAUCACCCCCUUCACAACAAACAUCCUCUCAUUUUACAGUUUAAUGGUGAACGUUUCUCUUGUAAAAUAUGUCUACAAAAGCCAUCUUCCAAGGGAUUUAUUUAUUUUUGUUCACCUUGUAAGUUUGCCCUUCAUAUUAAAUGUGCCGAGUUACCUCCUCAAAUCAAUCUCCCUUGUCAUCGGAUACAUCCUCUUAUUUUACAAUUUAAUAGUGAAAACCUCCCCUGCAAGAUAUGCCAAGAAACCCAACUUCAAAAAUUUGUUUAUUGUUGUUCAUCUUGCAAGUUUUCCCUUCAUAUUGAGUGUGCCUCAUCACCGCUUACGAUUAAAGAAAAAAAUCACCAACACCCAUUCAUCUUGUAUUGGAGACGACACUCGUUCAUUUGUGAUGCAUGUGGCCUCAAGGGUAAUUAUGCUGCCUAUAUAUGUCUUGCAUGCGACCUUCUAAUCCAUAAAAAAUGUGUUUCACUACCACCCAUCAUCAAAGUCCCACGACAUCACCACCCCAUUUUCCACAACUAUUUUCUUCCUGAGAAUGAGUUCAAAAACUGGCAUUGUGAAAUUUGUGAUACUGAAGUGGAUAUAGAGUAUGGGAGUUAUUGUUGCCUGGAUUGUAAUUUUAUUGCCCAUGUGAAAUGUGCGACAGAGAAAAAAGAUUAGUACGUUGUAAUUUAGGCAAAAGAUGAAGAUGAGAAGCUUGAUGAUAAUGAUGGU
Molecule: messenger RNA, 1314 nt
Organism: Durio zibethinus
Lineage: Eukaryota; Viridiplantae; Streptophyta; Magnoliopsida; Malvales; Malvaceae
Source: RefSeq, a predicted model, not a curated record